CGCUGGUACCAUUUCCGGAAGCAGAGGACUGACUAUGGCUGGGUGAGGGUCCGGGACUCUGCACAUUCCGCAAAUAAUCACUCAUUACCUCGCCAUACCUGCGAUAUCUGACGUCUCCAACAGCAGGGGGCUAGAGAAACUUGGACCCUAACGGUCAAGCCAACUACUAACGGACCCACUUCCUUCCACGGAGAGGAAUAGCAUGUAAAAAGUUGGAUACACGGCGAGGUGAUCUGAGGGUUGCCCACUGGGGCAUGUUGGUCAUGCUAGACUGCAGCCAGAGAUCACUAGUUGAAGGAAGGAGUGUCCCGCUACAGGCUGACUGGGGCAAGCUGCACCCAGCUUGUUCAAACAAGAGGAAAUGUCCCACUCUGCCAUGUUUCUGAAAUCUGUCUGCUACUGUAGAACUUCCUUCCUCCAUGGCGACCACUGACUCAGCCCCCAUGGCAAACCAGGAAGUACUGGUAGAGGACUUGCACCCCCUGCAGAUCCACCCCGGACCCCUGGUGCCUGAGGAGCCAUUUAUUGUCCUGCAGGUCGCCAAGGAAACCACUGCCACCGACGUCAUUUGCCAACUGGUGGCGCAGUACAACCUCGCGGGAGGGGCGGAGAAUUAUGAGAUCGCAGAGGUGUGCUACACGGGGGGACAGAACUGUAAGGAGCGGCUCCUGCAGAGAGACGAGUGCCCUGCCCAAGUCCAGUUGAUCUGGCCACGCAAGAUGCCGACCAUGAGUAACAAAGAUGCCGCCAUCUACAAGUUCUGUCUGCGCGAGACGCUCCACGCGUUCUACAGCCGCUGGUCGGUGUGCUCGAGCACGGACUCCAUGAACGCCCUGAUGGCGGAGUACUUCCGCCCGCCCUCGGACAAGGACUACCCGGACCUGUGCCGCCUCCCCGACCUGAACGAGCACACACUGCUGGAUAACCUGCAGGUCAGGUUCAACCAGGGAAAGAUCUACACCUACGUGGGCUCCAUCCUCAUCGCCAUCAACCCCUUCAAGUUCUUCCCCAUCUAUAACCCCAAGUACGUCAACAUGUACCAGAACCACCGGCUGGGCGAGCUGGAGCCGCACAUCUUCGCCAUCGCGGACGCCUCGUACCACACCAUGCUGGAGAACAGAGAGAACCAGUGCAUCGUUAUAUCAGGAGAGAGCGGGUCCGGGAAGACAGAGAGCACCAACUUCUUGCUGCACCACCUCACCGCACUGAGUUAUAAAGGCCACGCCAGCGGGAUUGAACAGACCAUCCUAGGAGCUGGCCCUGUCUUGGAGGCUUUUGGGAAUGCUAAGACAGCCCAUAAUGACAACUCCAGCAGGUUUGGGAAGUUCAUCCAGCUCAACUACAAGGAGAAUGGCACAGUACAUGGGGCCACUGUGGAGAAGUAUCUACUGGAGAAGUCUAGAAUAGUGUCGCAAGCCUCCAAUGAAAGAAAUUACCAUGUUUUCUACUACCUUCUUGCUGGUGCCAACCAAACCCUUAAAGAUAGUCUGAUGCUGCAUAAGCCUGAGGAGUUUUUCUAUCUGAACCAGACCUGGGUACCCCAAGCAUGCAGCAAGCUGGAAAACAAGAGCAACUAUGAGAUGUCUGAAGGGGAAGAUCGUGUGUUUGAGUUCAACAGACUGAGACAGUCCAUGGAGAUGGUGGGCUUUUACUCAGGCACUCAAAAGAGAAUAUUUGCGGUGCUGUCUGCAGUUUUGCACCUGGGGAAUAUAGUGUUUACUAGAAUAUUCCGAGAUGGAGAGGAUGCAGUUCAAGUGAAAAAUCCAGAAGAGUUGAGCAUAGUGUCCAAGCUGCUGAAGGUGAAAGAAGAGACAUUACUGGAAGCGCUGACGUCCAGGACAACGAUAGCUCGGAGAGAAAGGAUCAUCAUUUCACACAGACAGGCUGAGGCUGUUGCUACCAGGGAUGCGUUGGCUAAGUCCCUGUACAGCGGACUGUUUGACUGGAUUGUACUGCAGCUGAACCAUGCUCUUCUGCACAAGGAGGCCAAAGGACAUCAUCAGGGUAACUGGAUAGGGGUGCUGGACAUCUUUGGGUUUGAAGACUUUGGACAACAAAACAGUUUUGAGCAGUUCUGUAUCAACUUUGCCAAUGAACACCUGCAGUAUUACUUCAACCAGCAUGUCUUCAAGCUGGAACAGGAGGAGUACCAGAAGGAGGGUAUCCAGUGGAAGAACAUAGACUUCAUAGACAACACUGGCUGUCUGUCACUCAUAGCCAAGAGACCUACAGGUUUGCUUCAUCUGUUGGACGAGGAAAGCAGGCUGCCCAAUGCCACCAGUGAAACUCUCCUGACCAAGUUCCACCAGCAACAUGAGGAUAACGGCUACUAUGAACGGCCCCAGGUCAACGAACCGUCCUUUGUCAUUGUGCACUAUGCUGGCAAGGUCAAAUAUCAAAUCCAGGACUUCAGAGAGAAGAACAUUGACUUGAUGAGGUCUGACAUUGUCUCUGUGCUGAAGAACAGCCACAUGGCCUUUGUGAGGGAAAUCAUCAGUACUGAUCCAGUGGCUGUGUUCCGCUGGGCCAUCCUUCGUGCCUUCUUCAGAAGUGUGUCCGCCUUCCGUGAUGCCGGAAAGAGGUGGAAAGCAAACCAAGGUAAACCACGCCCAGCCCCCAGGGUCAGACCCAGCUCCCGUCUCCGCUCCACACCCAGCCUGUCGGAGGCGUCUGAAGAUGAAGAAGUGCCUCCCAGUCCUCUUAGCCCUGCGAUCCCUGAAGAUGCCUUCCACUCUCCCACAAAGAAAGUCCUGACCCCUAGAAGCAGCCCUCACUCCACCCCUGACCCCGGCAGUCGUCACACCAGUACUGGCCACCCGUCCAGAAGAGAAAGUGGCACACUGUUUGAACAGGAAGGUCUGCUCUAUUCCACAACAGACCCCAAUGUUGCCAAGGUGUUACGCAGAGCUGCCAAUAUUCUCAUGAAAAACAAAUCAUUCCGUCAUGGCAGGCCCCACAAGUGCUUUCGGGACUUGCGCAGUGUGAAGACCAUAGUACGAAGGGAGGGGAAGCCAUCAUCAACGCUGAGAAAAGCGCCGGCCACUGUGAGCGCACAGUUCUCUGUGUCUCUUAGCAAGUUGAUGGAGACUCUGAACCAAGCCAAGCCUUUCUUUGUCAGAUGUAUCAAGUCUAACUCAGAUAAGGCUCCCUGCAAGUUUGACUCUCAGCUGGUGUUACGACAGUUGAGAUACACGGGGAUGUUGGAGACAGUUCGCAUCCGGCAGUCUGGCUACAGUGUUCGGCUAACAUUCCAAGAAUUUGCCCAACAGUAUGCCCUGCUUCUGAAGAGGGGUAUAGAGAGUACUAAGGAGGACAUUGCUGAGUUUCUCCACUCUAUGGAGCUGGAUGACAGACACUAUCAGAUGGGAGAGUCCAAGGUGUUCCUGCGUGAGAGUGAGCGACUGAAGCUGCAGGAGGCGCUGCAUGAGGAGGUGCUGCGGAGAAUACGAGUCAUCCAGGUGUGGAUGAGGGGCAUGCUGCAGCGCAAGAUGUACCUGAGGAUGAAGGAAUCAGUCAUCAAGAUUCAGAGGAACAUCCGAGCGUGCCUUGCCCUGAGGAGGCUGCUGGCUCAACAGCAGGAGAAGAGAGCGGCCAUUUCUAUCCAGAGUCAGUGGAGAGGUCACAGGGCACGGCGGAAAUGUGGGGAGAUGCGGCGGGAAAGACGAGCUCAGGAGCAGGCCAUGAAGGAGAUGGAAGAGGCCAAGAGGAGGGCACAAGAAGCAAUGGAAGAAGAGAAGGCUCGACAGAAAGCAGAAGCAGCAUCUGAGAUACAGACACCCACACACAUCAAUGGUUCCAUCUCUCCACAGUUACAGAGAAAACUCGAAAGUCCCAAGUAUCGGGUAUCUCCAGAAGUCCACAGACCACCCAGCCCCCUGCCCUUCUCUAUGAACCCCGUGUUGUUUGUCCGGACUGAUGCCAGCUUAAUCACCAGACGAGCAGCCCAGUCUUGCUAUGUUGGAGUGCAAACUGGCCCCUCUGCCAGUUACCACAACAUCCCAGGAUACCACAGCACAGGACACCAUCAUAGUCUUGGGUACCACAAUCCCAAACCUCAAAGUCUUAGACACCACGACUUGAGACCCCGUAAUCGUGGCUACCGCUCCUAUGGCGAUCCUGCCUUGCACAGUUAUAUACGCACACCAAAACAAUACAAACAGCAAGACAGUAGGAGACCAUACUCAAAAAGGGGUUCUGCAGAUGCUUUAAGUGCCGGUUCUGCUUUCAACGGGCAGCUAGAAAACAUACCAUUUAUUGACGAGGAUGCUUCUCCUGUUUCUGCGGAGCCUGGGGAAACUGAAGUAAAAGCUGAAGCUGAAGAAGACAAACCUCUACAGAAUGAAAGAAGGCCCUCGGCCUCGGGCAGUAGUAACUCAGGCUCUCCCAAGAGGAAGCCGCCACCUAUCAUGCCCAAACCAAGUUCCAAACAUGUGAUAUCUUCACUGGCAUCUACGGAGGAAAGUCAAGAACCCAGACCACGGUUGUCUUCCAGUGUGAAAGAUGUAGCCAAACAGUUUGAGGAGAGAAUAUCUCCCCCUGAGGAGCCCCCACUGAUGAACAGAGCCAUCCGGAAAAGUGCUUCUCUCCCAGCAACAACAGUUCUAGCAGCAGAGAUGCCUGAAGAGCCCAAAGCUGGACUCCUAGGGUCACCUUCAUCGUCCACCCCCAGACUGACCUCUCCUACCCAGACCAAGGCUGCGCUCAAACUCCACCUCUCCGAGGACAACAUCACCAACCUGGAGAGAGUCCUGUCUGAGAAGAAGGCCAAGAUCGACAGCGGGCAGUCCCCCCUGCUGGAGACCCCCACCUCCUCCCCGAGUACCAUCUCCUCAGAGAUACAGACCAUCACUAAGAAGCUGAGGAAGAAGUUUCUAGCCCCAAGGAAGAGGAAACCAUCUAACCUGACCUCAGAUGAAGAGGACAGCCUCAAGACACCAGAGUCAAUUGGAGUGGCAGUGCUGCCGCCUUUCUGUCCAACUGCUGACGAUAACGCGCCGCCACCACACCACGACUUGAAAACGACCAGCCUGAGCAAGGCUGUUGAAUGUGGUGCAUGUGGCAAGAAUGUAGUGAAGGAGGGGUCAAAGUGCAACGUCUGUAACCAAGUGUUCCACGACCGCUGCUGCAUGAAGGCCCUAACGUGUUAUCCCAGCGGGAGCAGUAAACAGAAGAAACGCUCCAAAGCAGUGGCUGAAACCGAGCGGGUCCCCACCCCUGCCACCGGGAUGAACCUGAAGGGUGCUUCACUGGAAAAUGUGCCGACCAACAUCGUCAUCAGUAAUGCCUAUGACCUCAGGCAGAUUGAUGCAUUCCUCCUGAAAAAGAUCAAUGACAUGAAUCAAGAUGACGGGAGGAGGGAUACGAUUGUGGAUGUUGUGUUUAAGAAGGCCAUGAGGGAGUAUCACAGUGACCUCAUCACCACAUAUUCUGCUGCAAUAUCAACUAACGAAGAGGUGACCCUGCGCUACAAGGACCUGAUCUCCAAGUUUGAGAAGGUACUGGAGAACGUCGUCAGUAAAGAGAAGACCAGUGCCAAAUUCCCGGUCACCCUGGGGAUCAACGCCUUCAGGGGGUUCCUGGACGAGUUUGUCAGGAACUACAACCCUGGGGAGAAGCAAGUCAAUAAGACGAGUCCUGUUCGCUACAAGAGGAGGAAAAAGGACGAUUCAUUUUCUUUCAAUGGACACAGAUACGAGACAGUCCAGUUCAACAUUGCUACGUUCUGUGAGCAGUGCUCCAAUCUCAUCAAGUCUGGGUCAAAGGGCAUGCUGUGCCAAUUGUGCAAAUUUGCCUGCCACAAGAAGUGCUACCAGAAGUCUGGACAUUUCUGUAAGGGGUUCUUAUAUAGAAAGAAUAGAAAUUCUGGCUCUGAUGAGGACCAGUACUUUGGGGCAGACAUCUCCACCCUUCUCCCAGAAGGGCGGAAGGUUCCAGUGCUUGUAGAGAAGUGCAUCAGCUUUGUGGAGAAGGAGGGAUUGUACACCGUGGGCAUCUACAGAAAAUCAGGCGCUGCAGCCAAGAUUAAACAGUUGAGGGAUGAGUGUAAUGCAGAUGUUGAGGCAGUUGACAUGGAGGCUUACCCCAUCCACGUGGUCUGUAAUGUGCUGAAACUGUUCUUCCGAGAGAUGGCUGAGCCUCUGCUGACCUACGCCCUAUAUGACGACUUUCUCAGAUGUACAGUAAAGAAGACAGCAAGGGAUAAAGAUACCAACACACCUGAGAUGACAGAAGAGGCCAGAAGUGAGACCAUCCGUGCCAUCUAUGACAUCAUCGACAGACUCCCCAAGCCGAACCACGAUACCUUUGAGAGACUGGUGUUCCACUUGGCAAGGGUUGCCUACCACGAGGACUCCAACCUGAUGACGCCCAACAGCCUGGCUAUUGUCUUCACUCCAUGUAUCCUACAGACCAACAAAGAGCUGUCACCUCUAGAAAGCAUGCAGCACAUCUCCAAAACAACAAUGUGUUUGGAGCUGGUCAUCAGUGAACAGCUGAAGAAGAUGCGUUCCACACUGACAGACAUCAACACCUUGGAGUCUGCUGAGAUUUCGGCUUGCAAACGUCUCACAACUCUGCGCAGAUCCAUGCAUAACCUACAGGCUCCACAUGCGACUAUAGAGGAGGAUGACUUGGAGGACGUGACUGAUGACAUAGACGUGGUGGAGAAUGGGGAGGUACAGAUUCAUGUGCUGGAACAGAACAUCAGAUCACUACAGGAUGAGAAGGAACAGUUGACAGCUCAGCUCCCCUGUCUGGAGCUGCGACACGGCAGCUCAGAUGAUGACAACCUGAGUUCUGAUGACCAGCUGUCACACGACUUCAGCCUCAGCGAACUGGACACCGGGAAUGAGGAAUACGCCGUGACAUUUGACCUGCCAGUGAGUCCUCCCCAAGGUCUUGUGCACUUCACCAAACUACGAUCGACGGGACCGCGGCGGCAGCGUCCAGAGCGGUACAGCAGUAAGGUAUUCCGGCGCCCAGCCCCGUCCAAACGGAGCAGCCUGGCAAGCUCACGCUCCCUCUCACGGUCGGAGGAAGAACUGAUGAUCACGUCCCCGCCAGUGUGGAGAUGGGCGCGGGAGGAGGCAGUCGGCCCCGGGGGGGAGAUGCACGUCACCGAGGGGAAAAUCUUCAUAGAAAGUGAAGCAAUUUAUGUGUAAGACUAGAUUAAAACUUGUCUUUGUUUAGCUCUUUUACAUUGAGUUACAACUCAGUGCCAUGUUCUGUUGAUGAUGUAGCUAGUUCACUACAUGUAGGAGGAGACACCACAGGCAUACAUGUAGUUCAUUUCAUUGAAUAGAGGGUCUGUUUUUGCAUAAUGUUGUGAAACAAACCUUGAAGACCUACAAUGUAGUCUUUGGUGAAGAAAGCUGCCAAAUUUAGAAAAAAUACCAAUUUUUUUUGUUGAUGUUAGCAAUAUCAUGUGUCAUACACGUACUUGUGGCUGAAAAGGCCAUUUUGAUACAUUCCAUUUCAAAACAGUUAGUUAUCACUUUAAAACAGAACCCAGUUUGGUUGACUUAUGAUUUUACGAUUGUCAUAUUAUAAUUGACCACUUUUAGUCCUGUAGGAUUGAGCCUGUUUAGAAUUUGAAGCAGGUACAAAGGUUGGAAGGUUAAGAAUGUAAAUCUUGGACAGUUACAAUAUUAAGGACUUGUGAAUUAAGUAUAGAUCACAACAUACAUGUACUUGUACAUGUACAUGACAAAUUCAGUUUGCUAGUGCAUAUGUACAACUAUUGGGAGCAUGUGCUAUUGAUUACACACUGACUGUACACCGUGCUUUAACAUUGACAUUUGUGAUUGUUACCUGAGACAAUGUAACUUGUUUCUACAUGUUAGUGUAAUAACAUGUCAGUUGCCUCUCUCAUCAAGCUACUUACUCAAGGAAAACUGCAUGUUUGUUGAGCUCAGCAUACAAAUACAUGACUGUGUAGUUUGGGAAUAAGUAUUGAUAUCCAGCAUUUUAAUUGUAUAUGAUUCUAUGGUAGAAGGAACACACAUUUAGAUGGGUUGAAGACUUGAAUUCCAGCAUCUGUUACUUCCAGUGUAACAUGGAACCUGUAAGACAGGUGUGCCAAGUAGCUGUUGAUUCUGAAGAUGAUCAAAAAUUGUUUGGUUGUUCUUGUUUAUGUUUAUGAUGUUUAUGUUCUGUUGCACUCUUUGUCUGUUCUCUUUGGUAUGAUAGAGCCUAUAGACUUAAACAACAGCACAAAGACCAGUUUGUAACAAAGAUAGUUUGGAGAAGCUUUUCUAAAUUCCUACAUUUUGAUACCUUUGGUAUGGGUAACAAUUUUUGGUCCAGGGGGUUGUACAAGGUUGUGUCCUUUCUGUGUUUUCAAGAUAUUUUUGUAUAAUUUGCUAGCUGUUAAGGCUUACCGGUAUAUUGUAGAGGAACUGUUAGAAAAAUAUAUGACUUUCAUCAUAUAGUGGAAGAUAUUGUAUGUUUAUAGAAAUUAUAAUGGCCGUGCAUGCACACGUACACCUAGGACCAGACCUUGCCACCCUUUGCAUUAGAGUGGUUCAGUCUAAUUGCCAUCCAAGAAAAUUGUAGGUGUUUGAUUUAACCUGUAGCUGUCUAAGGGUGCUGCGUGGCAUCAUGUUUAUGUUGGUAAUUGCAAAAUUUAGGUGCUAUGUGUUAAAGGAUUACUUGUUGGUCACUCAAAAGUGUACCACUCAAAUGUGAGUGAAAAAAAAUAUUGUAAAUUGUCCAGAGCUCAAUAUAGUGUAACUAAUAGUAGACAUGAGUAUAUUGCUGCCAUAUUUGGUUAAUGGUACUAUGAAUGUAUAUGACAAGUACCAUGAUAUAAUAGUGCUGUAUGGUUCAGUUGCCAGCUUUCCCACUGUCUACAAUAUUAUUAUAUAGAUUGCCUCUGAAAGAUAUACAUGUAUGUAGAGGAAAAGUAAAUGUGAUCCUUUUAUGUUGUUUGUGUAGAUGAUGCAAUGAUGACAGCUUUAUUGUCAGUACUAAAGUGCCAAGGUGAGUGUGUAUCGAGUGCAUCUUACUUAAGCUGUUGGUGCAAUCUAGUGGCAAAUCUUGGUAUUCAACUGGUCUCAAGUUCAUUCUAUGAUGUUUUUGUUAGAACUCUUGAACCAGACUGGUGUCUGUGUACUAUUCUAAGUGCCCUUUUGUACUAAGAUAUGUAAAGAAUAUGCUAAUGUAAAGAUAAAAAUGUUCUGCUAUAAGAAUGUAAUAAAAUGAUUCUUGAAUGCACAGUA
Molecule: messenger RNA, 9218 nt
Organism: Branchiostoma belcheri (Belcher's lancelet)
Lineage: Eukaryota; Metazoa; Chordata; Leptocardii; Amphioxiformes; Branchiostomatidae
Product: unconventional myosin-IXa-like
Exons: 49
Coding region: 420-7160 (2246 amino acids)
Biological process (GO): intracellular signal transduction
Cellular component (GO): myosin complex
Molecular function (GO): GTPase activator activity; protein binding; ATP binding
Source: RefSeq, a predicted model, not a curated record